CCUGGGAUACACCUGAGAUACACCUGAACAUACCUGAGAUACACCUGGGGUACACCUGGGGACACCUGAACAUACCUGGGUAAACCUGGGAUACACCUGGGUACCCCUGGGAUGGGCCAUGGUGUGCGCCGGGCACCUGGGCGGCGGCACCGACACCUGCAAGGGUGACUCGGGGGGUCCCCUGGUGUGCCCCUCCCCCUCGGGCCGCUGGGUCCUGGCCGGCAUCGUCUCGUGGGGGGAGGGGUGCGGGGUCCCGGCCCGCCCCGGCGUGUACACGCGCGUCAGCGCCUUCUCUGAUUGGAUCGCCGCCCGCGCCGGGGGCGUGGCCUUCGUGGGCGGGCCCCGCCCACAGCGCAACGGCAGCGCGGGAAACGGGAGCGGCGGGAACGGGAGCGGCGGGAACGGGAACGGCGGCGCCCCCUGGCGGAGCGGAGGGCUCGGGGCGGCGCUGGCGGUGACGGCGCUGGGGGCGGGCUGGGUGUGAGGAGGAAAAAUGGGUGGAAAAAGGGCGGAAUUGGUUAAAAA
Messenger RNA from Camarhynchus parvulus, 525 nucleotides. Its product is annotated as prostasin-like. Gene Ontology annotation, biological process: proteolysis. The record is from RefSeq and is a predicted model, not a curated record. Bases 119 to 484 code for a protein of 121 amino acids. Gene Ontology annotation, molecular function: serine-type endopeptidase activity. The transcript is spliced from 2 exons. Lineage: Eukaryota; Metazoa; Chordata; Aves; Passeriformes; Thraupidae.